This is a messenger RNA of Coregonus sp. 'balchen', 14561 nucleotides long. The record is from the annotation of a GenBank genome assembly. NCBI's taxonomy places the organism in Eukaryota, Metazoa, Chordata, Actinopteri, Salmoniformes, Salmonidae.
AUGACAGAACUACAGGAGAGAAAACGCAGUCUGGAGACUCUACUGAAUACCAGACUGGCUGAGCUACGGAGGGUCUGUCUGCAGGAGACGGUCAGUGCACUCGCCGUUGACUAGUGUGUUCUGUUAAUGUUCUGGUCAUGUUCCGGUAAUGUUCUGGUCAUGUUCCGGUCAUGUUCUGGUAAUGUUCUGGUCAUGUUCUGGUAAUGUUAUGGUCAUGUUCUGGUAAUGUUAUGGUCAUGUUAUUGUAUUGUAUCGGUAAUGUUAUGGUCAUGUUAUGGUCAUGUUAUGGUCAUGUUCUGUGUCUAUGUUUGUCCUCUCCGGGAGCUGACAGGAGAGCUUCCUGGUGAUCUCUCCUGUUAAUGUGGUGUAUUCAUCUAUAACAGGAGCUGACAGGAGAGCUUCCUGGUGAUUUCCCCCUGGAGGCAGGGGAGAGACGCUCCAAGGUACGCCAACGGGUCGGAUCAUACCGCCACGGACCCAAGACUGUUAUAAAGUCAGAGGUAAAGGAGGAUUGUGAAUAUUACCACACAAACUGAUACAUUCUACCCAGAAAGCACAACUGCCCCCCUCCUAAUUUCAACCUGUUAUCUCUGACAAAUGAUCAUUUUCCAGAUGGAUUGUAGGGUGAGAGAAUGUUGAGUGAAAGUCCUGUUUUGUACCUCUACGAGAAUGGUGUAGAACACUGAAUGGUGUAGAACACUGAAUGGUGUAGAACACUGAAUGGUGUAGAACACUGAAUGGUGUAGAACACUGAAUGGUGUAGAACACUGAAUGGUGUAGAACACUGAAUGGUGUAGAACACUGAAUGUGAAGAAGUCUGUAAAUAAACCCCAUCUUGUGAUGAGUAGGAGGAGGAGGAGUGUCAGAGGAAACCUAAGAAGAAUCUGUUGAGUGGUGCCCUGAGACGACAUGUAGACUCUGAUCAUCACCAGACACACAGCAGGAGGACCGUACACAGAGGAUGCCACACAGGUAUAUAUAACUUACCACCUUUCAGUGGCACUGCUGGGAUCUAACCACAGGUAACCUCCCCCUUAUCACCGUGACUGCACUGGUUAAAUUACACACAGGUAACCUCCCCCUUAUCGCUGUGACUGCACUGGUUAAAAUACACACAGGUAACCUCCCCCUUAUCGCUGUGACUGCACUGGUUAAAUUACACACAGGUAACCUCCCCCUUAUCGCUGUGACUGCACUGGUUAAAUUACACACAGGUAACCUCCCCCUUAUCGCUGUGACUGCACUGGUUAAAUUACACACAGGUAACCUCCCCCUUAUCGCUGUGACUGCACUGGUUAAAAUACACACAGGUAACCUCCCCCUUAUUGCCGUGACUGCACUGGUUAAAUAACACACAGGUAACCUCCCCCUUAUCGCUGUGACUGCACUGGUUAAAUUACACACAGGUAACCUCCCCCUUAUCGCUGUGACUGCACUGGUUAAAUUACACACAGGUAACCUCCCCCUUAUCGCUGUGACUGCACUGGUUAAAUUACACACAGGUAACCUCCCCCUUAUCGCUGUGACUGCACUGGUUAAAUAACACACAGGUAACCUCCCCCUUAUCGCUGUGACUGCACUGGUUAAAUUACACACAGGUAACCUCCCCCUUAUCGCUGUGACUGCACUGGUUAAAUUACACACAGGUAACCUCCCCCUUAUCACCGUGACUGCACUGGUUUAAAUUACACACAGGUAACCUCCCCCUUAUCAACCUCCCCCUUAUCACCGUGACUGCACUGGUUAAAUUACACACAGGUAACAUCCCCCUUAUCAACCUCCCCCUUAUCACCGUGACUGCACUGGUUAAAUUACACACAGGUAACCUCCCCCUUAUCAACCUCCCCCUUAUCACAGUGACUGCACUGGUUAAAUUACACACAGGUAACCUCCCCCUUAUCGCUGUGACUGCACUGGUUAAAUUACACACAGGUAACCUCCCCCCUUAUCACUGUGACUGCACUGGUUAAAAUACACACAGGUAACCUCCCCCUUAUCGCUGUGACUGCACUGGUUAAAAUACACACAGGUAACCUCCCCCUUAUCGCUGUGACUGCACUGGUUAAAAUACACACAGGUAACCUCCCCCUUAUCGCUGUGACUGCACUGGUUAAAUUACACACAGGUAACCUCCCCCUUAUCGCUGUGACUGCACUGGUUAAAUUACACACAGGUAACCUCCCCCUUAUCGCUGUGACUGCACUGGUUAAAUAACACACAGGUAACCUCCCCCUUAUCGCUGUGACUGCACUGGUUAAAUUACACACAGGUAACCUCCCCCUUAUCGCUGUGACUGCACUGGUUUAAAUUACACACAGGUAACCUCCCCCUUAUCACCGUGACUGCACUGGUUAAAUUACACACAGGUAACCUCCCCCUUAUCAACCUCCCCCUUAUCACCGUGACUGCACUGGUUAAAUUACACACAGGUAACCUCCCCCUUAUCAACCUCCCCCUUAUCACCGUGACUGCACUGGUUAAAUUACACACAGGUAACCUCCCCCUUAUCGCUGUGACUGCACUGGUUAAAUUACACACAGGUAACCUCCCCCUUAUCACUGUGACUGCACUGGUUAAAAUACACACAGGUAACCUCCCCCUUAUCGCUGUGACUGCACUGGUUAAAAUACACACAGGUAACCUCCCCCUUAUCGCUGUGACUGCACUGGUUAAAAUACACACAGGUAACCUCCCCCUUAUCGCUGUGACUGCACUGGUUAAAUUACACACAGGUAACCUCCCCCUUAUCGCUGUGACUGCACUGGUUAAAAUACACACAGGUAACCUCCCCCUUAUCGCUGUGACUGCACUGGUUAAAUUACACACAGGUAACCUCCCCCUUAUCGCUGUGACUGCACUGGUUAAAUUACACACAGGUAACCUCCCCCUUAUCGCUGUGACUGCACUGGUUAAAUAACACACAGGUAACCUCCCCCUUAUCGCUGUGACUGCACUGGUUAAAUUACACACAGGUAACCUCCCCCUUAUCGCUGUGACUGCACUGGUUAAAUUACACACAGGUAACCUCCCCCUUAUCACCAUGACUGCACUGGUUAAAUUACACACAGGUAACCUCCCCCUUAUCAACCUCCCCCUUAUCACCGUGACUGCACUGGUUAAAUUACACACAGGUAACCUCCCCCUUAUCAACCUCCCCCUUAUCACCGUGACUGCACUGGUUAAAUUACACACAGGUAACCUCCCCCUUAUCGCUGUGACUGCACUGGUUAAAUUACACACAGGUAACCUCCCCCUUAUCACUGUGACUGCACUGGUUAAAAUACACACAGGUAACCUCCCCCUUAUCGCUGUGACUGCACUGGUUAAAAUACACACAGGUAACCUCCCCCUUAUCGCUGUGACUGCACUGGUUAAAAUACACACAGGUAACCUCCCCCUUAUCGCUGUGACUGCACUGGUUAAAUUACACACAGGUAACCUCCCCUUAUCAACCUCCCCCUUAUCACUGUGACUGCACUGGUUAAAAUACACACAGGUAACCUCCCCCUUAUCGCUGUGACUGCACUGGUUAAAAUACACACAGGUAACCUCCCCCUUAUCGCUGUGACUGCACUGGUUAAAUUACACACAGGUAACCUCCCCCUUAUCGCUGUGACUGCACUGGUUAAAAUACACACAGGUAACCUCCCCCUUAUUGCUGUGACUGCACUGGUUAAAAUACACACAGGUAACCUCCCCCUUAUCGCUGUGACUGCACUGGUUGAAAGUUGGUGUUAUUACAUAACGUAAUAUACACUCUGUAAUUACUGGGACAGUGAAGCGUUUUUUAAAUUAUUUUGCCUCUGUACUUCAAACGUUUGUAUUUGAUAUCAAACAAUGACUAUGAGGUUAAAGUGCGGACUGUCAGCUUUAAUUUGAAGGUAUUUUCAUUAAUAUCAGGUGAACCGUUUAGAAAUUACAACUAUUUCUGUCCAUAGUCCCCCCAUUUUAGGAUUGGGACAAAUUCACUUUUUAUUUAUUUAACCUUUAUUUAACCAGGUAAGCCAGUUGAGAACAAGUUCUCAUUUACAACUGCGACCUGGCCAAGAUAAAGCAAAGCAGUGCGAUUUAAAAACAACAACAACACAGAGUUACAUAUGGGGUAAAACAAAACGUACAGUCAAAAAUACAAUAGAAAAUAUAUGUACAGUGUGUGCAAAUGUAGCAAGUUAUGAAGGUAAGGCAAUAAAUAGGCCAUAGUGCAAAAUAGUUACAAUUUCGUAUUAACACUGGAGUGAUAGAUGUGCAAAAGAUGAUGUGCAAAUAGAGAUACUGGGGUGCAAAAGUGCAAAAUAAAUAACAAUAUAGGGAUGAGGUAGUUGGGUGGGCUAAUUACAGAUGGGCUGUGUACAGGUGCAGUGAUCGGUAAGGUGCUCUGACAACUGAUGCUUAAAGUUAGUGAGGGAGAUAAGAGUCUCCAGCUUCAGAGAUUUUUGCAGUUCAUUCCAGUAUUUGGCAGCAGAGAACUGGAAGGAAUGGCGGCCAAAGGAGGUGUUGGCUUUGGGGAUGACCAGUGAGAUAUACCUGCUGGAGCGCAGACUACGGGUGGGUGUUGCUAUGGUGACCAGUGAGCUAAGAUAAGGCGGGGAUUUGCCUAGCAGUGAUUUAUAGAUGACCUGGAGCCAGUGGGUUUGGCAACGAAUAUGUAGUGAGGACCAGCCAACAAGAGCGUACAGGUCACAGUGGUGGGUAGUGUAUGGGGCUUUGGAGACAAAACGGAUGGCACUGUGAUAGACUACAUCCAAUUUGCUGAGUAGAGUGUUGGAGGCUAUUUUGUAAAUGACAUUGCCGAAGUCAAGGAUCGGUAGGAUAGUCAGUUUUACGAGGGCAUGUUUGGCCGCAUGAGUGAAGGAAGCUUUGUUGCGAAAUAGGAAACCGAUUCUAGAUUUAACUUUGUAUUGGAGAUUCUUAAUGUGAGUCUGGAAGGAGAGUUUACAGUCUAACCAGACACCUAGGUAUUUGUAGUUGUCCGCAUACUCUAGGUCAGACCCGCCGAGAGUAGUGAUUCUAGUCGGGUGGGCGGGUGCAAGCAGCAUUCAGUUGAAGAGCAUGCAUUUAGUUUUACUAGUGUUUAAGAGCAGUUGGAGGCUACGGAAGGAGUGUUGUAUGGCGUUGAAGCUCGUUUGGAGGUUUGUUAACACAGUGUCCAAUGAAGGGCCAGAUGUAUACAAAAUGGUGUCGUCCGCAUAGAGGUGGAUCCGAGCGUCACCAGCAGCAAGAGCGACAAAAUUCAAUUCUCGAGUCGGCCCAAGAAUUGAACCCUGUGGCACCCCCAUAGAGACUGCCAGAGGUCCAGACAACAGACCCUGCGAUUUGACACAUUGAACUCUAUCUGAGAAGUAGUUGGGUGAACCAGGCGAGGCAGUCAUUUGAGAAACCAAGGCUAUUUAGUCUGCCAAUAAGAAUGCGGUGGUUGACGGAGUCGAAAGCCUUGGCCAGGUCGAUGAAGACGGCUGCGCAGUACUGUCUUUUAUCGAUCGCGGCUAUAAUAUCGUUUAGGACCUUGAGCGUGGCUGAGGUGCACCCAUGACCAGCUCGGAAACCAGAUUGCGUAGCGGAGAAGGUACGGUGGGAUUCGAAAUGGUCGGUGAUCUGUUUGUUAACUUGGCUUUCAAAAACUUUCGAAAGGCAGGGCAGGAUGGAUAUAGGUCUGUAACAGUUUGGAUCUAGAGUGUCACCCCCUUUGAAGACGGGGAUGACUGCGGCAGCUUUCCAAUCUCUGGGGAUCUCAGACGUUACGAACGAGAGGUUGAACAGGCUAGUAAUAGGGGUUGCGACAAUUUCGGCAGCUAGUUUUAGAAAGAAAGGGUCCAGAUUGUCUAGCCCAGCUGAUUUGUAGGGGUCCAGAUUUUUCAGCUCUUUCAGAACAUCAGCUGUCUGAAUUUGUGUGAAGGAGAAGCGGGGGGGGGCAUGGGCAAGUUGCAGCGGAGGGUGCAGAGCUGGUGGCCGGGGUAGUGGUAGCCAGGUGGAAAGCAUGGCCAGCCGUAGCAAAAUGCUUGUUGAAAUUCUCGAUUAUUGUAGAUUUAUCGGUGGUGACAGUGUUUCCUAGCCACAGUGCAGUGGGCAGCUGGGAGGAGGUGCUCUUAUUCUCCAUGGACUUUACAAUGUCCCAAAACUUUUUGGAGUUAGUGCUACAGGAUGCACAUUUCUGUUUGAAAAAGCUAGCCUUUGCUUUCCUAACUGAUUGUGUAUAAAAGUAAUAAAAAGCUUAGUAUUUGGUCCUAUAUUCCCAGCACAUAAUGACUACUUCAAGAUUGUAACUCUACAAAUUUGUUGGAUGCAUUUUCUGUUUGUUUUAGUUGUGCCCAAUAGACAUUAAUGGUAAAUAACGUAUUGUGUCAUUUUGGAGUGACUUUUAUUGUAAAUAACAAUAGAAUAUGUUUCUAAUUAAUUAAUUAACGAUGAGUGAGAAAGUUACAGACGCACAAAUAUCAUAGCCACAAGACAUGCUAACCUCCCGUUUUAUUGUCAUGGUGAGAGGUUGAACAUGUCUUGGGGCUAUGAUAUUUGUGCAUCUGUCUUUCUCACUCAUCAUUAAUCACGAUUUAUUCAGGAUUAUCCGUAAUCAUGGUAGCAUCCACAUUACUGUAGAAGUGUUUAGAAACAAAUUGUAUUCUUAUUUACAAUAAAAGUGACUCCAAAAUGACAAUACAUUAUUUACCAUUCAUAAACUUAUUACUACUUUUAUAAACAUAAAAAGUGAAUUUGUCCCAAUCCUAAAAUGUGGGGUCAAAAAGAGUUGUAAUUUCUAAACAAUAUUAAUGAAAAUACCCUCAAAUUAAAGCUGACAGUCUGUACUUUAACCCCAUAGUCGGGGGAGGGAGGGCGAGGGAGGGAGGGAGGGCGAGGGAGGGAGGGCGAGGGAGGGAGGGAGAGAGGGGGCGAGGGAGGGGGCGAGGGAGGGGGCGGGAGGGAGAGAGGGGGCGAGGGAGGGAGGGAGGGGGAGGGGGCGAGGGAGGGAGGGGGAGGGGGCGAGGGAGGGGGAGGGAGGGAGGGGCGAGGGGGAGGGAGGAGGGGGCGAGGGAGGGGGAGGGAGGGAGGGAGGGAGAGAGGGGGCGAGGGAGAGAGGGGGCGAGGGAGGGAGGGCGAGGGAGGGAGGGGGGGGGAGGGAGGGAGGAGGGAGGGAGGGAGAAUUGUUACAGAGGAGAGGAGGAAGUCAGAAAAAGUCUCAUUAUUACUGGGAUGACGCACAUGAUAUCCAGGGAAAGCGCAUGGAGGCAUGGUGACAGACAGAGAACAAUGCUACCAUUUAUGUAACUACCACCUGACUCACUCCACCGAGCGGGCGGAGUCUGAAAUGGCACCCUAUUCCCUAUUUAGUGCACUACUUUUGUCCAGACUGUGUUUUCGUGCACUACUUUUGUCCUGGCUGGUCAAAGGUAGUGCAUUACUAUAUAGACAAGUGGGCGCCGUACGCAGGUGCAGCCCACGUGGUUUGUGAGUACACGGUGAGAGCUGAAUCCUACCGGAGAUAUGCAGAGCAAUUCUAAACCAUGUCCAUCAUGGACUGAUUCUUAUAGGAGAUUUGCAUGGAAUGUGACUCAAGUCACAAGGCACAGAUUUCAGGUUAAGAUUUAGAUAUAAGGGAGUGUGUGUGUGUGUGUGUGUGUGUGUGUGUGUGUGUGUGUGUGUGUGUGUGUGUGUGUGUGUGUGUGUGUGUGUGUGUGUGUGUGUGUGUGUGUGUGUGUGUGUGUGUGUGUGUGUGUGUGUGUGUGUAUCCCUCCACAGAUGACACAGUGAACUCGGAGAGCAGCUCCAUAUCUGAUUCUACAGGGGACCAUGACAAUGGUAAGACUAUACGAGGACACUAAAAGUAGAUCCUAGUCAUGUUAAAUACAGUACAUCCCGGUCAUGUUAAAUACAGUACAUCCCGGUCAUGUUAAAUACAGUACAUCCCGGUCAUGUUAAAUACAGUACAUCCCGGUCAUGUUAAAUACAGUACAUCCCGGUCAUGUUAAAUACCAGAAUACAGUACAUCCCGGUCAUGUUAAAUACAGUACAUCCCGGUCAUGUUAAAUACAGUACAUCCCGGUCAUGUUAAAUACAGUACAUCCCGGUCAUGUUAAAUACAGUACAUCCCGGUCAUGUUAAAUACAGUACAUCCCGGUCAUGUUAAAUACAGUUACAUCCCGGUCAUGUUAAAUACAGUACAUCCCGGUCAUGUUAAAUACAGUACAUCCCGGUCAUGUUAAAUACAGUACAUCCCGGUCAUGUUAAAUACAGUACAUCCCGGUCAUGUUAAAUACAGUACAUCCCGGUCAUGUUAAAUACAGUACAUCCCGGUCAUGUUAAAUACAGUACAUCCCGGUCAUGUUAAAUACAGUACAUCCCGGUCAUGUUAAAAUACAGUACAUCCCGGUCAUGUUAAAUACAGUACAUCCCGGUCAUGUUAAAUACAGUACAUCCCGGUCAUGUUAAAUACAGUACAUCCCGGUCAUGUUAAAUACAGUACAUCCCGUCAUGUUAAAUACAGUAAUUCACGGUCAUGUUUCACAUACAGUACCAUCCCUGGUCAUGGUAAAUACAGUACAUCCCGGUCAUUUACAUACAGUUACAUUCCACCGGUCAUGUUAAAUUACCGUACAUCCCGGGUCAUUGUUCAAUACUAGUACAUCCCGGUCAUGUUAAAGUACAGUACAUCCCGGUCAUGUUAAAUACAAGUACAUCCCGGGUCAUGUUAAAUACAGUACAUCCCGGUCUGUUAAAUACAGUACAUCACGGUCAUGUUAAAUACAGUACAAUCCCGGUCAUGUUUUAAAUUACACUACAUCCCGGUCAUGUUAAAUAAAGUACAUCCCGGUCAUGUUAAAAUAACAGUAAUCCCGGUACAUGUUCUAAUACCAGGUACAUCCCGGUAUGCUUUAAAUACCGUACAUCCCGGUCAUGUUAAAUACAGUACAUCCUAGUGAUGCAAAGGUUUACUUUCAGUCCUCACCAAACUUUCAUCCAUCUCUUUUCUCUCGCUCGCUCUCUCUCUCUCUAGAUGAGUCUUCGGGUGUGACGCCUGACUGUGUGUCCCCGUCUCGGCCCCGGGUGGCCCCUGGUAAUGGCAGCAGCAGCAGUCCAGACAACAGGCUGUGUAGGAAGCUUUCUCCUGUUGAGGUCUAUUAUGCCAUGAGAACCACAACGCCACACAACUCGCUGGCCCACUCUGCCAGGUACUGAUGCAGUUAUUUACAUUUUUACAUUUACGUCAUUUAGCAGACGCUCUUAUCCAGAGCCACUUACAGUUAGUGAGUGCAGACAUCUUUUUUUUUCAUACUAUGACCCAAUAUCAAUCAGUCAAUCAGUCAAUCACAUUUAUUUUAUAAAGCCCUUUUCUUACAUCAGCAGUUGUCACAAAGUUCUUUAAAGAUACCCCAGCCUAAAACCCCAAAGAGCAAGCAAAGCAAAUGUCAUACAAUAUAACUGUACAAAGUAAACUAAUAAACUACUGUAUGUACAAACAGAUGAUCCAAACUAGUCAGUACAAACCGCCAGGUAGCAUUGCAUCUAUUUGCAACUAGGAACCAUCUAUUCUAUCCACAUCUACGCUGAGUGUACAGAAAAUUAGGAACACCUUCCUAAAAUUGAGUUGCACCCCGUUUUGCCCUCCGAACAGCCUCAAUUCGUCAGGGCAUAUAAUAUAAUAUAAUAAUAAUAAUAAUGAACUCUACAAGGUGUUGAAAGCCGUUCCACAGGGAUGCUGGCCCAUGUUGACUCCAAUGCUUCCCCCAGUUGUGUCUAGUUGGCUGGUAGUGGAUCUGUACUCCGAAUGGCUCGUUCCAUCUCAUCUCACAGAUGCUCAGUUGGAUUGAGAUCUGGUGACUGGGCAGGCCACUGCAGUAAGCUAAAUUCACUGUCAUGUUCGUGGAACCAUUCCUGGACAAUCCUAGCCUUGUGCCAUGGGGCGUUAUCCUGCUGGAAAAAAAUCAAUUUGCAGAUGGAUAAACUGCAGCCAUGAAGGGAUGCACCUGAUUGGCAAUGAUCUCCAGAUAUCCUUUGGCAUUCAAAUGUUGCACCACUUUUAUCAAGGGGCCCAUUGUGUGCCAUGAAAACACACCCCACACCACCACCACCAGCCUGCCAUGUUGACACGCGGCAUGAUGGAUGCAGGUACUCACGUGGUUUUCUCCCAUUAGUGUGAAACAGCAGGAACUGGGAUUCAUCAGACCAGGGAAUGUUUUUCCAGUGCCCAGAGUUUUCGUUCCUUAGUCCACUGCAACCGCAGUGUCUUGUUUUUUGCUGAUAGAAGUGUAACUCUGUAAGGUUGUCAGCUGCCAUACCCCAUUCGUGUCAAGGUACAACGAGUUUGGGCACCAGUGUUGUACUGGACUGGCAGUCGACUAACUGUAGCCCGUCUGUUGCUCAGCCUCCUUUGUCCUCUUUCAUCAAUGACCUGUUUUCGACCACUGGCCUGCCGUUGGCUGCAUGUCCUUUGGGUGGUGGACCAUUCUUGAUACACACGGGAAACUGUUGAGCGUGAAAAACCCAGCAGCGUUGCAGUUCUUGACACACUCAAACCGGUGCGCCUGGCAACUACUACCAUACCCCGUUCAAAGGCACUUAAAUAUUUUGUCUUGCCUCAUUCACCCUCUGAAUGGCACACAUACACAAUCCAUGUCUCAAUUGUCUCAAGGCUUAAAAAUCCUUCUUUAACCUGUCUCCUCCCCUUCAUCUACACUGAUUGAAGUGGAUUUAACAGGUGACAUCAAUCAUAGCAUUCACCUGGUCAGUCUGUCGUGGAAAGAGCAGGUGUUCCUAAUGUUUUGUACACUCGGUGUAUAACGGCUCUUCUUUCCAAUCAAAAGUUCCAGGAAGCCACUGAUACACAGGGGGGGAGCGAUGUUGUGGCCCAGUUUCAUACAUUCUAACUUAUCCCACUGUGGAUAUGUUGUAGUCCUAACGCAGACUCUUGCUGUGUGUGUCGGACUCUCUUCCCCCAGAAGCAAUAUGGAGGGGAGGAGUGUACCCGCCACACCCCUUCUCGCUCGGAACGGACCCACAGGUGUCCGCAACCACAUCAGGUGAGCUCAAGUCUAGAUGAAAUCAGAUCAAGCAUUAACCGGUGGUAGCAGACACACCCCCGCUUAGCAGAUGUUUUGGCAGUUUAAGAUUAAGACUUGAGCUCACCUGAUGUGAUUGUGAACAUCUGAUGUGGUUUAGGGUUCGUUUUAUAGAUUAAGAGCUCUAUUUAAUCAGAUCUGCUUUAGCUGACAUCCGCAUAGCCGUUGUCUGAGGUGGAACCAGGUUGGAGCCGUCAAAUCGGUGAGCAGCUUCUCUUGUGAUCAUUGUCACACGAAGCAACACCCGCCCCACUCAAGUUAGAAGUUCAGAAUGAAAGUGUAGCUAUAUAGAAAUAAUGAAACUCAAAUAAAAAAAUCAUUAAACUAAAUAAUGAAGAUUUCUGUCAGCCUAAUCGAGGUGUAGAUUACAUCUGCAUGGGAGUUCUGUUACUGGGACUCUGUGCAGCCAAUGGCAAUGCCCGCUUUAGGUAUAAUGGGACUCUGUGCAGCCAAUGGCAAUGCCCGCUUUAGGUAUAAUGGGACUCUGUGCAGCCAAUGGCAAUGCCCGCUUUAGGUAUAAUGGGACUCCGUGCAGCCAAUGGCAAUGCCCGCUUUAGGUAUAAUGGGACUCUGUGCAGCCAAUGGCAAUGCCCGCUUUAGGUAUAAUGGGACUCUGUGCAGCCAAUGGCAAUGCCCGCUUUAGGUAUAAUGGGACUCCGUGCAGCCAAUGGCAAUGCCCGCUUUAGGUAUAAUGGAACACCGUGCAGCCAAUGGCAAUGCCCGCUUUAGGUAUAAUGCUGGGAGCCACUUGUGGAUUUGACGGCUCCAACACAGUUCCACCUCCAACAACGGCUAUGCGGAUGUCAGCUAAAGCAGAUCUGAUUAAUUAGAGCUCUUAAUCUAUAAAACGAACCCUAAACCACAUCAGAUGUUCACAAUCACGUCAGGUGAGCUCAAGUCUUAAUCUAUAGAACUAACCCUAACCCACUAGUGUCCAAAACGAUUUACAGUGAGGGAAAAAAGUAUUUGAUCCCCUGCUGAUUUUGUACGUUUGCCCACUGACAAAGACAUGAUCAGUCUAUAAUUUUAAUGGUAGGUUUAUUUGAACAGUGAGAGACAGAAUAACAACAAAAAAAUCCAGAAAAACGCAUGUCAAAAAUGUUAUAAAUUGAUUAGCAUUUUAAUGAGGGAAAUAAGAAUUUGACCCCUCUGCAAAACAUGACUUAGUACUUGGUGGCAAAACCCUUGUUGGCGAUCACAGAGGUCAGACGUUUCUUGUAGUUGGCCACCAGGUUUGCACACAUCUCAGGAGGGAUUUUGUCCCACUCCUCUUGGCAGAUCUUCUCCAAGUCAUUAAGGUUUCGAGCCUGCCGUUUGGCAACUCGAACCUUCAGCUCCCUCCACAGAUUUUCUAUGGGAUUAAGGUCUGGAGACUGGCUAGGCCACUCCAGGACCUUAAUGUGCUUCUUCUUGAGCCAUUCCUUUGUUGCCUUGGCCGUGUGUUUUGGGUCAUUGUCAUGCUGGAAUACCCAUCCAUGACCCAUUUUCAAUGCCCUGGCUGAGGGAAGGAGGUUCUCACCCAAGAUUUGACGGUACAUGGCCCGUCCAUCGUCCCUUUGAUGCGGUGAAGUUGUCCUGUCCCCCAAAGCAUAAUGUUUCCACCUCCAUGUUUGACAGUGGGGAUGGUUUUCUUGGGGUCAUUGGCAGCAUUCCUGCUCCUCCAAACACGGCGAGUUGAGUUGAUGCCAAAGAGCUCGAUUUUGGUCUCAUCUGACCACAACACUUUCACCCAGUUCUCCUCUGAAUGAUUCAGAUGUUCAUUGGUAAACUUCAGACGGGCCUGUAUAUGUGCUUUCUUGAGCAGGGGGACUUUGCGGGCGCUGCAGGAUUUCAGUCCUUCACGGCGUAGUGUGUUACCAAUUGUUUUCUUGGUGACUAUGGUCCCAGCUGCCUUGAGAUCAUUGACAAGAUCCCCCCGUGUAGUUCUGGGCUGAUUCCUCAUCGUUCUCAUGAUCAUUGCAACUCCACGAGGUGAGAUCUUGCAUGGAGCCGCAGGCCGAGGGAGAUUGACAGUUAUUUUGUGUUUCUUCCAUUUGCGAAUAAUCGCACCAACUGUUGUCACCUUCUCACCAAGCUGCUUGGCGAUGGUCUUGUAGCCCAUUCCAGCCUUGUGUAGGUCUACAAUCUUGUCCCUGACAUCCUUGGAGAGCUCUUUGGUCUUGGCCAUGGUGGAGAGUUUGGAAUCUGAUUGAUUGAUUGCUUCUGUGGACAGGUGUCUUUUAUACAGGUAACAAGCUGAGAUCAGGAGCACUCCCUUUAAGAGUGUGCUCCUAAUCUCAGCUCGUUACCUGUAUAAAAUACACCUGGGAGCCAGAAAUCUUUCUGAUUGAGAGGGGGUCAAAUACUUAUUUCCCUCAUUAAAAUACAAAUCAAUUUAUAACAUUUUUGACAUGCGUUUUUCUGGAUUAUUUUGUUGUUAUUCUGUCUCUCACUGUUCAAAUAAACCUACCAUCAAAAAUUAUAAACUGAUCAUGUCUUUGUCAGUGGGCAAACUUACAAAAUCAGCAGGGGAUCAAAUACUUUUUUCCCCUCACUGUAUGUAUCUCUUUCCUUCCGUGUUUAUGUAUCUCUUUACUUCCCAGGUCAGCUAUAUCCACCGUGACGACUACCAAGCAGUGGUCAGACAAUCCAGAGGUGACCCAGGUGGUUCCUCAUCAGUCUCAGGUUGGCGGCCCCUCCCCCUCCCCUGGCCCCUCCCCUGGCCCCCCGUCAGGGUCCUAUGAGCAGGGAGGGGGAGGGGGAGGCGGAGGUUACAGUGAUAUCCUGAUGGACUAUGUGUGGGGGAAGCAGCAGCAGCAGAGACGAGUCCAGCAGGUCCCUUCCUCUGUCCCUGUACCUCCUCCUUCUCACCCCCACCCCCAGGGACAUCUCCCAGGGCCCCAGCAUGUCUCUGGGGGCCCGCCAGCCUACUCCAGCCCCCUGAUGCUCCGGGGGAAGCUUGGGGAGCCACGCCGGGUCAAGGUAACCCGUACCAAGUCGUGUGGUCCAUUCAUCCCUCUACAGCAACACCACCAGGAAGCGCUCCUCUUCUCCUCUUACACCUCCUCUGACCCUCCUCUCCCUCCCACCUCCUCCUCCUCCUCCACCGGGACCUCCACAGCUGCCCUGUAUCCCCACCGGGGUUCUGGGGUUGAGUCCUACCAGCACCAGCAUGGGUCUGGAUCAGGACCCGGUCCCCAUCUCAACCACAACCACCAGCUCGGACCACCCCAGUACUCUGACUCCGUCACCCCAGACGACCCCAUCCGCAGCCUGCACAAGGCCCUGGCUCUGGAGGGCCUGAGGGACUGGUACCUGAGGAACACCCUGGGUGGGGUAGGGGCGGGGUCGGGGUCGGGGGGGAAGGGACAGGGCCAGGACAACAGGGGACCCCCCAGGAGGCGUACCACCAACUCCCUGCACGGGUCACACCCACACCAGCCCCAGAUCUAUCAGGGAGACCGAGACAGAGACUACCCUCCCUGCCAGCUGCCACAAUCACAGACCUUCCACGGGCUUCCACUACAUGGCAGGUAG